AUGGAUUCACCAAUGAUGCAUGCAGCAAGCUACUAUGCCCAGCCGAGCUUGAUUGGAGCAACCCCAUAUAAGUUGUGCACUUUGAUUUUUAAGAACAAACACUCACUAUGCACUAGCAUAAGGGCUGGGAUUCGGGAUCGCUUGGAGGGCCAUAUUGUGACUGAACUCUCUUUUCUGGCUUUCUUGUAUAAUAAGUACACUACCAAUCUGGAUGACCUAGAGGAAGGUCUUUUCAAAGGCAAAGUUCUUCUUCAGGUGUACAAAGCCAUGUUUACAUCACCUUCCUCAGCAAAGGAUGUUGAAGGGGAUGGUGAUGGUAUAGAUGUCAUCCAGAAUAAUAGACAUGCCAAGAGGUCUGCCUUUGGAGUCAAAGUCAAGAAGCAUGUUGUGCAGAUCAUCAAGAUGAGAAAAGUUACUCUGCACUCGAUCACAUACAUUGCUUGUCAAGUUCAAUUUGCGCUUUCGUCUAUCACAUUGUGGUGCUCUGUUGAUGGUGACUUUGAUUAUGAACAAUUCUGGCAGAUCAUCAUAGACUUCUUUGAAAGGGCUCCUGGUCGAGCAGCACAGCGUAGAGUCAAUGUUCUUCUUGAAUGGUGGACUAGAAAGGUUUUUGGACAGAAUGACUGCAAUAACCUCACCAACAUGGCAAAGGCCAACAUGUCUGUCAAUGCUCUUGCAAGGCAGAGGGAAUAA
Molecule: messenger RNA, 693 nt
Organism: Suillus subaureus
Lineage: Eukaryota; Fungi; Basidiomycota; Agaricomycetes; Boletales; Suillaceae
Exons: 4
Coding region: 1-693 (230 amino acids)
Source: RefSeq, a predicted model, not a curated record